UCUGUUGCUUUUCAGGGCGUAAUAGUGACAGAAGUUGUUUGGACUGUCCGAAAAGGGAACGCUUUUUUUUUUUAGGUUCGAACUAUUAAAAACGGUAAAUAAGAAUUUCGCUAGCCUAAGUUACUGGAGCGGAGAAACUUAGCUAAGGUCAGUUAUAAUAUAUCUUGAAUCAUCUGCCUUUGUUUCUCAGUCAUAUGAAAGGGGUACCAUUUUCUAUGGAAGGUAUAUAUCUGAAAGGGUUACCUUUCUGUGAAAAUGGUUGAUUUACAACGAAAAGGGUUUGCACGCGGCCCCUUAGAGCGGAAAAUUCCCCGUAUAAACCCCACGGGGCUAGUCACGGCUGCCGAUACCUCUGUUUGUUUGUUUGUUUGUUUGUUUCAGUUUGUAAGGAAGUAAGUAAAGUAGUAAGUACUUUAUUUAGACACAUUUCACCAGUGAGCCUGCUCGUUUAAAUGUGAACGUGUAUGCUAAAAUUAAAAUGCAAAAUUUUAGUCUGUUAUCUAUUCAAUAACAUAUUGUUUGUUUUUUGAUUCUCUUCUUUUGUCUCCUUCAGUCUUUGAAUCUUUCAGUGACGCCCACCGCUUCAUAAAGAUUAUCUCUUGUGAUGAUCAUUUUCAACUCUCUCUACGCCCUUUUUCCGGGUGCAGAAAACCGGUAGCCGAUCCUCUAGUAUAGCCUUCUAUGAAUAAUUUUGUAGCCGUUAUUAGGGUCGUAACACAACGCUUCUCCCCAACAGUACUACAAGGCGUCUGCGUGGGGGGCUAAUCCUCCGCAGGCCACUGAUAGAAUUAAAAAUAUCCUGCCUUCCGGCAUUUAAGCCCUCCACGGUGCAGUCUUUUUCUUGUAGACUCGCCACGCCCUCGACAGCGCCAAGAGAGCUAAAAGAAUAUACCACAGCCAGACCGAAAAGGAACCCACAAAAGAAUUAUGUUCUAAACACUGCAUUUCCUAGUUCACACGUUGUACAAAACACUACUUAGAACGAUUUCUCAUUCGCUCGGUACUUGAGCAUGAGGUACUUAACGGUAAUUUGAAACUAACCGCGGUAGCACAAAGGACGUACAGAGGGGAUCCCUGCUAAGUAGGAAAUGCGUCACGUGUUGAAAAAGCCUUAUAUGAACAAAAUGGCGGACGAGGAGCUAUGCCGGUCGGACAACUCACGUUGUGGUUUGGGCGUUAAAGUGCAAGAUGUCACUUGGUUUCCUGAAGACAUUGUUCCCAUAGAAAGAGAAUUACCAAAACGCUUAUUUUUAACUACGAGACAGAAAGAACUAAGGAAGUUUGGCGAAGCUUUGUUGAAAUUCCGAAAUGGGUUGGAACUUUCUUGCCUCGCUUGUCAAAUACUGGAACAUCUUUUCUGUAGUUUUUGUGGCAGUUCACGGAUCAUCACCGAAAGUUUUAAGUGUAACACGUUCAAGGGACAAAGGAGAUUCUUUCGAGGUGAACGUGGAGUCUUUUAGUUGCGCGACAUCAUGUGAACAGUAUGGCGCCGUUUCUCGUGGAGUAAAUGGCGGCGCGGGUAGUGGUUGUUCUUGCCAUUGCGCCAACAAAACAAAACCUACUUUUUACAGAACGCACUCCGGACAGCAUGGCUGUGUCAAAGACAGAGAUGUUUUGACGGAUACACGGGGAAAUAUCUGUGACUUCUACACUAGCAGUGCCCAGCAACUGCAGGUUCUCAAUCUUCAUGUGAAAGGAAAUUCAAAAUUGAAACCAGAUGGCUUCUGUGAUGAAGUGCAAAUUUCCAGUUGGAAAUUUUAUUUCAAUACAUCAUGGACGUUCUCUAAAUCUGACAUCUUUUAUGCCAAGUCCUACAACGAAGGGAUAACAUUCUUAUUUUGGGAGGAUCAGAUGGAUUCAUUUUAUGAAGGACUCCUUAUAAAAGUUAUCAUUCGCUGCACUUAUCAUGGAAAAACAGAUGAUCGUUGCCUCAUGCUGAAGGCUCAAGGAACACAUCGAUAUUCAGAUUCAGAUUUUGUGAUUCAAAACGAUAUGCCAAGCAAGCCUCCCUCUUCAGUUUCAGUUCCAACAGAGAAAAACAAGAACGUUCAGAAAUCAUCAGUUGCACUGGUAGAAUCCAUAAAAUUUAAUGCCGAUCCUGUGCCAACUGGCGAUUACUCCCAAGCUAAUGACAAACAGAUCUGGAUUGCAGUGUCUUUGGGUCUGGCUGGUGUUAUUCUUAUUGUCAUCAUUGUAAUCACUGUAUUCCUUGUGCUGAAAUGCCGCAGGAAUUGCAAACAGAAAAGGAGAGGCUCGACUCAUCACCAUCCUACUGAACAGCCAGCCACGCCGGCAGUGUGUUCUUCCCUGCAUGACUAUGAGUAUGUUCACUAUCCAUGCCUUGUUGAUGGUGUUAGGACACGACCUGUCACACCAAAGGGUAAUCCUAUGUAUGAAAGAGGAAAAGAUAAUAAACUUAUCAUCUGGACACCAGGUCACAGUGGAACCCUUACCAGACCCAACGACCAAUCAGCAGACCCCACCGCACCACGUCUUCCUUACCAGCGGCUCCUGACACGAACGUCUUCCUCCUCGCCUGAGUGUAGUGGAGCAAUAACGCCUGUCAGUCCCCUUGGAGUGCAGGAAGGCUUCCCCUAUCAGAAACUGGUCAGGACGCUGCCAUCCCUGAGGAGGGAUCAACAGGGCUGUGUUCGUCCAGAAGAGUCGGCAGCAGUCAGUAUGAGUUCUCCGGACGUGGAAGAAAGUUUACCUUAUCAGAGGCUGUUUAGGUCAAUGCCUUCCCUUCGGAGGGAGGAACAAGGGCGUGGUGAUACAGAGGAAUCGGCAGCAGGCUUGAAUGGAGAGGAAGGCCCUACUAAGGCAUAUCAGUCUUUGUCCCUGCAAAGAAAUCCACUGUACUCUUUAAAAGAAUGUGAUGGAUAUGCGAAAGUUGACGCACCAUCGCGCCCUGAGAGCAUGGAAUAUGAUUAUGCCCGUGUUUCCGUGGAGCUCGAUCCUGUAGAACUCAAUAAACUCUUCCGUGGCUUGCAAAAUGAGUCACAAGAAAUGCCACGAGCUUCUUUGGAAAUUUCUAUUGGCGAUCUCGACAACACAGCUUCAACCCCGAAUACUGAUCAUAAGCGGAGUUCUGGGGGUAGCGAAAAGUCUUCUGUGUCUUCAUGUAGUGGUGGUUAUGAAAAUUGUUUGUGUAAGGACAUCACGAAAAGAAACAGCUCGAAGGGUGCGGAUGAGGACGUUGAAGGUGUGAAACCAAAGGAUAUUCGAUACGCGACUUCAUAUGAGGAUUUAUCAGGGGGUUGUCGCGUAGAUCCCGAGGAAUAUAUUGAAAUGGGAAAGAGGAGAAGUACACUGAUUGCCGAGAGUCAUGAUUCAACUGAUCAUGAGGUCGAAGACAGUGGACACGAGUACUUUGUGCUUGAACGUGUGAUUGAGUUCAGUGAAGGUGAAACUGUUGAUGAGUCUUGAAUAGUGUGAAAUGUGGACGAGAAGUCUUGUGUGUCACUGAUUUUUUCUGCAGCAUGCUUAGGUGUUCUUUGUUUCCAUCUGCUGCGCGAUGUACAAAAAAAAUAUUUCCUGUGAAGGAAACAGAUUGAAGUUAUGUUAAAUGAUCAACAAUUUCAAUGUGAAAAGAAUGAUAUGUAUGUACAUAUAUUCACUAUACACUUAUUUUCCUGUAAACAAAUUAACGAUAGCCAUGUUUGUUCCAUGUUGUUUUGUAUAGUUCAGAAUUAUUUAUUUUAACGUUAACAGUUAUUAUUAUUUUAAUUUACUGUAAAAUUUAAGAUUGUUAGUAUUCAUUAUUCGUAAGGUGUAUUUUUUAUUAACGAUUUUCAUAUACCACCUGUACAGGGCUUAUUUUAAGUGGCUACGACUUACAUAUGGUUUCCAUUUUAUAACAUUAUAUUGUGAUCAGACACUUGAUUAUAUAACGACUUUGAAGCUGCAUUUGUGCUUUAUCUGUAACGUCGAAAAACGUUCCACAUCCAAUGUGUUGCUUUGGGUCUAAAUUGUUUCAACACAACAUCCAUUCAAAAUAUAUGUGCCCAAACAUUUUUAGAUCACUAAGUUUCUCUCGAUAAUGUAGACAAAUUGUAUGGAUAGGCUAUUUUAAUAGUUUCUCAUAUGGGAAUUGGUAUUGAUAUAGAGUCGAUGACUUGUGUAUCGAGAGGGUUCAUGUGCAUUUCUCGUAGUAGCCUCUUCCAGGCGUUCAGAUAGUUGUGGCGCAGCGCGAAAAAUUGCGCCUCGAGAGUUUCGGAUAGUGCUUUCGAAUGACACCGUUUUUCAAUUCGCAAAAUCCACUUUAGUUGGCGUGAAAAACGUAUUAAUUAUUACUACAUUGUUCACUGCAACCCCAUAAAAUAUAUCAACAACAUUGAA
This is a messenger RNA of Orbicella faveolata, 4338 nucleotides long. RefSeq lists its product as uncharacterized. Lineage: Eukaryota; Metazoa; Cnidaria; Anthozoa; Scleractinia; Merulinidae. The record is from RefSeq and is a predicted model, not a curated record.